CAUGAAAAUCUCACUUUUUUUAUAAUAUAGGACCUUUAAUGGCUAUAUAUAAGAAAAUCAGUCUUACCUGCAUUGUUGUUCUUGUGAAUGGACUCACGUCUAUCCUGCACCAAAAGCAAGAUGUCGCCAAAAGUGUGUGUUUGCCAAAAAUAUUUGGAGAGCAUCACUCAUGAGGAGCAGAGAGAGGAUAGCCUAAACACCCUUAACCACCUUUAUGUGUCUCUCUCUCUCUCUCUCCAUCCCUCCCUCCCUCCCUGCGUGUAUGAGUCUCUCUCUCAGUGAGUGUGUGUUUGUGUGCAUCUAGGUAAUAAGCUGCUCCGCCACUGCGCAACGAUGGAGCUAUCGCAACGAUGGAGAUGACGCAAACCGACCCAGCUCUCCUCCGAAAAAGUGUUCCUCCAAGACGAACAUGGCGGCAACUUAACCACCAUCCAAGAUGACAAUAAUGGACCAACGGGAUGGAGAAAAAAGGAUUCUAUAGGCUUUCCGGUUUUCCCAGGUAUACCGGACGGUUGUGCGUGCAUCAGAAGCUGCUCUCCUCCUUUUAAAGUGAAUCUUGCACAACGCAGAAGAGGCAGUACACAACGCAGCAUCAGCACCACCACCACCGAGAGAGAGGCUCGCAACAGCUGGUCGGAGAGAGGAGAGAAGAGAGAGGGGCAUGCGGUCAAAGAGGACGCCGUUUCCCCUCCGGUGAGCCGUCAUCAUGGAGAACCGGGAUGCGGCAGCGCGGAGCUUAAUUGGAUCGGAAUAGCACCGAUAAGAGGAGCGCCCUGGACCGGCCAACCCAUCACCGUUACCGAGGAAACCAACCUGGAGUCCGUCUCCUCCACCUCCACCCCCAAGUCAAUGAGUAUUGUUGUGGCAGAGCAGCCCCCGCGGUGCAGGAGUCGGCCAGGGCAGCAGCACUUUCUCUAAAAUAUGAGCAGGGGUGCCUGGAUGCGUCGGCAGCAUGACGAGGGCUUGAAAUACUGGAUCGCACCCCGAGAGAACGAGAAGCCGUUCACCGAGUCGGAGCGGGCCCAGAGAUGGCGCCUGUCGCUGGCCUCGCUGCUCUUCAUCACCGUCCUGCUCUCUGAUCACUUGUGGUUCUGCGCCGAGGCCAAGCUGACCAGAACCCGAGACAAGCGCUCGGACGAGGGGCUCACAAACUCCCUCCACCUCCAUCACCUCCACCUCCCUACAUCUCCAUCACCACCAUCAGACCUAGACCGUCUCGCCAGGAAGCAAGAUGUUAUUUUUAUAGGGAAUUCUACCAAACCUCUGUGGCGAAUGGACAGCUGCCAUCCAGACAGCCUGUCCAAAGACUGCUUCACUUUCACGGACGCGGAGACCGUGUGCCUGGGCCUCUCCGGUGGAGGUGGAGGAGGAGGAGGAGGAGGAGGAAGAGGGGAUAAAGGGACACAGUUGGUUAGUUACGUGAAUCUGAGCGAUUUGUACCUUUCUUUUUGUAAUUCCUACUCACUUUUGGAUUUGUUUUACGGGUUUACGAGUCCGAACAUUUCCAAUUGCACCCUGGAUAUGGCCAUGGGGGUGGACCUGCUGGGAUGCAGCGAGUGUGUGCGCGCUUAUCAGCUCCUGGACCAGCGGGCGGAGGACAACUACCGGGAGUUUGAGCUGCUGGUUCACAAAUACGAGACGGAUGCGUACUCUGUCAGGACGUGCAUGGAGGAAUGCAAGAUGGUUUAUAAGCCCUGGCUGUGUUCUCAGUACUUCCAGACCACCCAGAUGCACUGCAGUAAGCGAAUCCCCUGUGGUCAGUACUGCCUGGAGGUGCAGCAGCGGUGCCCCUUCGUCCUGCCCGACAAUGAUGAUCUCAUUCAUGGAGGCAGCCCCAGUUUUAUAUGCACAGGGCUGCUGGAGGACUAUCCAUCAGGUGUUGACCCGAAUGCAGAGUGCUGCGACGUGCGGUGGGACUUGAAAGUGGACAACCGUUCCCGGGGGACCCUGAAAAGAACUCACCCGCCAUGCCAGCACCGUACCUCCCUCAGCUCCUCGGCAGCCUGCAGACUGUGUAACAGCCGGCUCAAACUCUGCCUGCUGGUCCUCGUCCUCCUACACACUGUUGCCAGCCUCACUGCAUCCCACAAUGCAACAGGACUGGGCCUCCCCGCCAUCACGCCUCUGGAGGAGAGCCCUGCCAACGAGGAGUGAUAGAGCUGCCAGGAGGAGGUGAGGUUGUCGGGGUGGGGGAUUCCCUCACCAUGGCAACCGGUGUGGAAAAAUACAGCCACAGUUGUGCGAGCGGCUGGAGCUGUGUGCCUGUGGACAUUCUGCAACGCUUUCUGGCAAAUGGAAAACGUGGGACGCUUUGAGACGAAAGACACACAAAUCAAUCAAAACAAAUAAAUAAGUAAACAAACAGACAUACUAAGGGACUCGACCGGUCCCUUAGAUAGAAAGGGGACAAUGCCACAGCCUUUGUUGAGUGGGAAGGUCGGCUUCCCCACGGCUGAGUUUCUCUCACUACGCUUUUUUACACUGUGUUCCAAUUAUUGGUUUCUGUUGCACUGGCUGACUAUGGAAUAACACAAUCAUAUUCUCUUUCUAAUGUUCAUUCUUUGUGUUCGUUUCUGGUUCUCUCAUACAGGAAGAAAAUGUGUUCUCUAAAUAAGACAGAUAAUGUGUAAAAAAAAUAAUUAGCUGCAAGUGUGUGUGCGAUGGUUUGUGUUUCUAGAUUUGUGUGCGAGUAUGCGUGGGCGUGGGCGUGCAUGUCUUUAUACGUGUGUGUGUGUGUGUGUGAGAGAGAGAUGAUGAGUGUGUGUUGCUGACACGUACCCUAAAAGUCUAGCUACCAGGCUGGUGCAGCGAUGAUGUCCCCCCCCUCCCCAACCUCCCUGGUGUCACUUAGCUCUGCUGUGCUCGUUUGUUGGCCACAGUCCCAUUAAAACUUCACUGAAUGUGGUUCUGAUGUCCGUCAUAAAACACUGUGUUUAACACAGCUUCAUGGUUUUCCUACACUUUGUUUUGUGAGAUAAUAUUCACAUAUUAACACUGUUUUAAAGGAUCAAAAACAUUUCUGUAAUUAGAUUCAGUAAAAAAACUAACACCUGGCUAAACUGUGAAACACAGCAGGAACAAACAGGAUGCAUUUAUUCCUCUAAAUGUCACCAACAUUGAUAUCUCAAUUUUAGUACAACUUUGGGAUCUAUUUUUAUAGUUUUGACAGACAGAAAGUCCUUCAUUUUUUGGAGGAUAAAGGAUAAGAGUGUCAUCCGCUGGCUGUUUACUGCAAGUGUCAAAAGAUAACACAAAAUACUGCACAGUGAAUAAGAUAAGGCGAAUUGUAGUAUAUAUAACAUCCAGUCAUGUACAUGUCAUCAUGCAGUAUUAGCCAACGUUUUAUUAGUAAUCAGUUAACAUUAUUACAUUGUCCGGAUGAUUGUGUUGUUGGCAUUUGGCUUGUAGAUCUUAAUGUCCGUUUGUAAAUCGGACAUCGGCCUCCAAAGAUUAACACAUUUUGAACUGCUGACAGGUGUUCACUAACGCUAAAACACAUCAGUGACCGUAAUGGGUUGCAAGCUGUCAAGGUACUCCUAAUUCGUAAGGAUCAAUAUCAUAAACUAACUUCAAUGUGUAAGUGUAAUAUAUGGCCACUUUCUCUCUGUCAGCUUCUCUUUAUAUGGAUAUUAAUCUUUCGCACAUACUCUAUACAUUUCUGGUGAUGAACAAUUGACAGAUGACAGAUGAAUAGACCGGUGAUAUAUAAUGAUAGUCAGGAUGCUCCGCUUCGAUUCCUAUUCCCUAUAUCACGGCACCUUGCUUUCUUAUAUGGCAGGUAAAUGAAAUGAAGGCUGAGUUUGCACAAAAGGUUUUCCUGUGCAAUGAAGGAUUGUUAUAAACAUUUUGGGUGAACUCACUCUCAGUUUUGACACGUAAUACAAUGAUUCAGAUAGUCUGGCUAAACUUAAUUUACUUUUUUAUAAUCUAUAUUUAAUACAUGUCAUCUGACAGCUUGAUUUUAUUGCCAUUGGACUUCAUUGCAGUGAAGUUGACAGCCAAAACUAUAAAAGUAAGAGCCAAGCUGUAUUAAACCAUUGUUUAAGCUUCAGGUUAUCGCUACGAUACAGCUGAGCCAAAAGAACAAAAUCUGAAUCUGAAUAAUUUGACAUAAACUUAAAAACAAUUCAUUAAAAUAAAAUAAAAUAAAAAAUAUUUUUCACUGCCAUCUGGAUUUUCUGACAAGGCUGCAUAUGGUGUGUUGAACGAUGAUGGUUUAAAGACGCUAAACUGAAGCAUCAGGAUUUGCACUCCUCAGGUGUUUUGAACGGAGAUGAACAAAAGACGAGGCAGAAGCACGUUAGAUGCCAAAGAACCUGUAGAAAGCUUUUAAUUAACAUGCUGACAAAAUUAGGAGGGUCAGGGAAUCUUUAUGUUGGUCAUUUUAGGUUCAUUACCUUUUAAUAAUACUAAAAUAUACCUGGAAUAACUGUCAGCUAUUCAAAGUCGGGUAAUAUAUGACCAUUUUGCAAUAUCUCCUGCUGUUCAGUUUUUAAAGAUAGGAUAAUUUUAUCUCAUAGAACAAACAUGAAACUGUGUUAAGCUUGUCUUAACCAAAGAUAUUAUUUCAGGCGUUUUACCAAAACCCCAUUCAGACUGUGGUCACUUUCUUUUAGCAACACUGCUCAGCAAAGGUAACUGACAUCAGGAUUACAGCACUGGAUCAAUACAUGUUAUUCCCUUGUUGCUCCAGACAAAGAAGCUUUUGUUAUUUUAGAUUUUAAAGGUACUAUCCAGUCAAAAUAAAUGUCGGCAACAUAAACUACUGAAGGUUCCUUUGUCUCCUCUGCCUUAAGAGCAUUGGUUCUUCUCUCUCUCCCUGCUGUUCAAGUAUAAAUAGUUUUAUUCUAUCGUCAAUUCUUGAACUCAAUUUACCGUUUGCCCUCAAACCAAUACUCACGUCGACAUCAGUGGUGUCAUUUUAACCUCAGGCCUUUUUAUUCACAGGAAACAUGAUGACUGGAUGUUACCUUUAAAGACUUUUUAUAAUUGGUAAACUCCCAUGCAGCUGUUAUGAAGAUAAAAUGUCACCGUCUCACUAGGAAAGGUAGCACGCUACUUGCGGUAGCGUGAAGGAAAAUCCUCUGUCCACUAAUAGGUAUAUUAGACUAUAACCCUGCUCCCUGGCCAUAGAGUACGUAUAGGAUGACGCUACAUAUCAGAGACAAUUUGUUCAAAAUGGUCAGUUUGUUUCUGUUGAAUCAGAAUGUGUACUCGAUUGUCAUGAACUGCAUGUCGAGGAUCUCUGCAAGGUUACGACGGCCUCGUUUGUUGAUUGUCCUCAGCCCCACUCCGCACUCCACAUCUGAUCCCAAAUCAGCUCCUGUAGCAUGCCCACUGUCUUGUACUUUCCUCCUCAGAACAUCAAACUAAUGUCUCAUUAAGUAAAGGGCUUAUUAAGAUAUACAGUACAAACAUGAUCAUCCACACAGUCAGACACACUUAACAAUCCAAUUUGUUCGCAGGCAAAGGGUAAAAACAUGGCUCAUUUCCUGUUUCUUUUUAAACUGGUGUACUGGUGCAGUACAGAGACGUCCCACCGGCUGCUGCUGGAGAGCACGAACAGAAACAAAUCCAGAGAGAGGAGCAUGUCACUGUUUGCGUAAUGGCAUAACCUGAUAAGUCAGCUGACACUUAUGUUUAUUUUAUAAAUGUUGACCAGCGUGUGAACAGAAAGGAAUGGUUGUGACCUUAAGGGCUGACUUCUUCUUCUUUAGUUUCUAGAUUUUCUUUUGUCUCUUCGAUGAACAAGGCUGCGUGAUCAGGUAUUCGAAGAUGAACAGAUGUUGUUGAAUGCGUUUUUUUGUUUUUUUUUCCACUCUCAAUGUUGAUUACUUAAACGAGAUGUCCAAUGCGGUAUCUGAUGUCAAGACUUUUAUUAUACAGCUUAUAUGAGGAUUUAAAAUUCAUCAUUAUUCACAUCAUGAUGUCUAUAUAACCAGUAUAUUGGCUUAUUUUGACACAUAUUCUGUUUAGACCCUGCCCCACUCUAGACAUUACCAUCCCUGCUUGCAUGAAAUACAUCAUUGUCAUUCAGCACAGCGCACCCAUGCCCAUCUCGGAUGACCGCAGUCAGUGAUAGAAAAAUGCUGCUAUUCUAUUGGUCACCAGUAGAUGGAGAUAUUUUUAUUCUUUUAUAUUGCUACUGCUGCUGAAGACCUAUCACACAAGGACUGGCAUAUACACGGGAGUCAGGAAGGCUGAGCUCUGGAGGGUAAAAGUGUGCUGUUGGUGUGUGUGUGUGUGUGUGUGUGUGUGUGUGUGUGUGUGUGUGUGUGUGCAGAAACGUGUGUUUGUGUCUUUCGCUAAUUGCUGUGUGUUCUCUGGAGAGCUCAUUAGCGUCGCUACGACCUCGGGGCCUGCAGGACAGGUGUGGCAAACCACCACUGUCUUUAUAGACCCACAGGGACAUGCUACAUUAGUUGUCUCAUUAUUCACCGCAGCCCUAAAGCUGCAUGGACUGUAGUAUGAAACCAUUGUACUGUACAAUGUGGAAUGACUGUGCCAGUGCCCCAAGACCCCAAACAGACUAGGGUAGGGCUAUUUCUUUCCUGCACUUGCCUAAUAGAAUAUCCCCCUAACCCAUGUCUGAAAUGAGACGGUGCACAGAAGGUCAGGGAGAACGACGUGGACAAUGACCUGAAACUGGUGCCAAAGCAUACCUUGUAUUGAGUCAAAUAAACCCAAUUCAAAUCUGAUAUGACACGCUGCUUUUCACGAUCAAAUAUAAUGGGCAACAGGAGGAAAAACAGGGUCUGUCAGUGUCGGAGAAAAUGUGCCAUGUUAGCAAUAUAUACGGAUUGCAUCUCAUAAGCCUCACUCACCAUAAAACACAUGUAAUGUAGGCCUAAAGGGAUCUCUUCAAGACAUACAUGUGAUUUCAUUCUGCCUGCCAUGUCAGCAACUCAUGCCGUGAUGCAGCAACAGCCAUCACAAAACCAACUGUUGGACAUGUCUGCUUGACAAUGCAGAAAUGCAUCCUCGCUGUGGCUGCAUGGGUGCGAAUGCUGCGCAUAUAUUGUGUUGUCCUUCAUGCCGCUUCAGACAUUAGCACCAAGGAUGGACCUUGUGUGUGAGGUUUCUUCCAGACAAUAAUAGAAUUAGACUGAUGUAAAUCUCUGAUUUGACUUUUGUUGGUAAUGCAGGCAUGCACACAACAGUUACUCUGCUGUGAUAAUUUUUUAUUUUUGGUGUGUUUUAGUUUGUCACUUUUUACUGCAUUAUACUGAUAAGAAAUUGUGUAGGGUCCUAUAGAUUCAGUCUAGAUCCCCCUACAAUGGUCUGUAGCAGUCGUAGGGUAUGGUCUGUCACAUUCCACAACACACCAACCUACAAAAACUAAUUUAGUGUUUUUCCCCCUGCACAUAUAGACUAUGUAUGCCUCUUGCCCCUAACCCCCUGUGAACCCACCACCAAAUGGUAUGUACACAAAUAUUGCCCUCUUUCACUCCCUGUCAGCCUCUCUCUGUUUUCACAAUAGUUCCGUUCUCUAUCCUGUGGAUCUAUGCAGAAGCCCAUUUCCUUUUUUUGGUUGUAAAUACGUUCCCUAGUAUGCUGAACAAUGUAUGUCUUUGCGUCCAGGUUUCCUUGUGUAUUUUUAAGUUGAUGUCAUGCUGUUACUUUCUUCUUCUUCCUCUUCUUCUUCUAAUUCUUUUUCUAUUAUUUUGAGCGUCUGAAAUCAUUGAUGUUAAAAGAGAAUGUGGUGAGGUUUAACCAAUAGACUCGUCCUCAGCUUCGCAACCUUAUUGUGAAAGGUUGCGGUUCUGUGUGUGUGAAAGCGAAAGAUUUACGAUUAUAGACAUGAAAAAGGUUCAAAGUCAUAUAGAAGUAUCAUUGCGAUUAUGAUUAUUAUGAUUACUAUUAUACUACCAGUAUAUUGUAAUAUUAUAGAUGCUUUAGUUCAAGUAACUUCUUUAAUUUUUUUACAAACAACUUUGAUGAAAUGAUUUAUAAAACAGUCUCACGAGUCAUGAUCUUUUCGAAAAGUAUGAAAACUACUGCUACAAUGAUUAAAAUUGUGUUCUGAUGAAAAUAAAUACAGACAUAUAAUCUGUU
This is a messenger RNA of Sebastes umbrosus (honeycomb rockfish), 8055 nucleotides long. It is a transcript of the gene nalf1b, whose product is annotated as transmembrane protein FAM155A. The transcript has 3 exons. Gene Ontology annotation, cellular component: plasma membrane. Gene Ontology annotation, molecular function: stretch-activated, monoatomic cation-selective, calcium channel activity. The coding region runs from base 922 to 2154 and encodes 410 amino acids. Gene Ontology annotation, biological process: calcium ion import across plasma membrane. The record is from RefSeq and is a predicted model, not a curated record. NCBI's taxonomy places the organism in Eukaryota, Metazoa, Chordata, Actinopteri, Perciformes, Sebastidae.